CUUCUCGCUUUCCGCCGGGUCAUCGCCGAUUCGAUCUUCCGUGCUCCUUCGUCGCGCUUCCCCGGUCUCUUCUCCCGGGACCCACCAUUUUCUUUUCCUCCUUUCUCUCUCAAGACGAUCCUUUUACGACGUCGAGCUUCGUCGAGCUUCGCACGGGCUCUGUCUUGCCGUCGAAGGAACCGGCGUUCCGCGUCCAACUUGUUGCUAAACAAGCUUUCGUCUCCCAUUGGAAGCAGAGAAAUGCACGAAACACGCGGAUGGACGCAGCCCUCGACGCCAUGCGUCAGUACGGCUUUCCGGAGAGGAUGGUUCGCGAGACUGUUCGGGAGCUACUCAAAGUUUAUACAGGGGAAUGGCACUUCAUUGAGGUUGAUGCGUAUAUGGCGCUCAUCGAAGCUCUUCUGGAGAAGCAGAAUCAAUGGGAGACUAAGGAGGUCGAAGCUUCAACAAGCAGUAGAAAAGAUGGAGACACCUCCACAAUGCUAGUAGUUGGGCCCUCUAGUGGAGUAGUGUCGUCUGAACAUGAAGCUGAAGCUGCUAUGAGUGAUACUGAGGCCACUGAAGCUUUUUCACAAGUGGAUGAGGCUCUCCCGCUAACUUCUGCUGUGCCGACUCUUCAAAGUGAUUGUCCUCCAGGAUUUGAAGGAUACAGAAGAGGCUGCGAAGACGUCAGGCGCGAUCAUGACUCUAACGGUGUUCACCUAAGGAGCCGUAGAUGCUACCACGGUUGGAUUGGCGGCGAAGAAGAGGCGGAGAUAAUGCAACUAACACCGCCCUUGCUGCCCGAAUACUUAACAGAAUUCAUCAGCAGGAUGGAGAAGCAAAGGCCGCAGGGCCAGCGCAAGAGAAGGUGGGAUGUGAGGCCGGAGGAUUUGUAGUCCUCUCCCUCUCUCUGUCUGUAUCUGUCUGUCUCUCUCUGGACAGAACAUCCAUACAUGGAGAGGAGAGUAGCUAUGGUCACGAAUUGGUACAGGUCAAAUUCUCUUGAUACUUCACUAUAUGUGUAUGCAGAAAGAAAUGAGAGGAUCAAAUCCCUCUUGCUCAUAGAAUUUCGCGAUAGCAAUUCUGUAAUCGAGUUACUAACUUUAUCGGUAAGUGCCGGAGCCAUAACUGAACCACCCCGUAUCAUUUUCAUUACAAAGUUUGCACAUAUCAGAUGUUGGAAAGCAA
Molecule: messenger RNA, 1170 nt
Organism: Syzygium oleosum
Lineage: Eukaryota; Viridiplantae; Streptophyta; Magnoliopsida; Myrtales; Myrtaceae
Exons: 5
Coding region: 258-878 (206 amino acids)
Source: RefSeq, a predicted model, not a curated record